GACGAACACAUAGCCAAAGCUCAAUGUGAGACUUGUUAUUACGGCCCCCUGUCAACCCUUAAAUUCGAACCAAGUCCACAAUGACCUCCACAACAAAGAAGUCAAGCUCACGAAACAAUAAUGGUUCAGCCCUCAAACAAGGCACCUUGGCAUUUUCCAGUGCCAAACGCACAAAUUCACACACGACUACUAAGACGAAGGGACCUCCCCCCGCACGACGGUCAUCUUCUUUGAUUGAAAAACAGAGAAUUGAAGAUGAGGAGAUACACAACGAAGAGGACAGUUACGACGUGCUUGAGAUAUCUUCAGAAGAGGAGUACUCGCCAGCAUCUGUGAAGCGGAGUGGAGAUCUCAAUGUCACGAAAGCAUCAAAAUCUAGUUCAGUGAAGAGGCUAAAGGAUGAACCGCCUGCUGUCAAACCUGCGGAGAAAUGGUCGAGUUUAGAUGUGUCAGACAAGAACUUCCGCAAGCUCUAUGGACAAGUACGAGAAAAGAUGGGCCACCUUGAACCGAUUCAUGCCGAAGGGCAGAAUAAAAUCCAUCAGAUACUCCGUGUGUUUGACAUGUCAUACGAGUAUGGUCCGUGUGUCGGCAUGACACGUCUUGAGCGUUGGGAGAGAGCUGCUUCGUUUGGUCUCAACCCACCUGAAGAGGUUCGGCAAAUUCUCUCAACCCGAGAAGGAGUCGAAAUGGAUGAAUAUUCCCAAUGCGUUCUCUACGGAGAAGUGUAACUUUGACAACUAUUCAGUUCUAAAAGUUCCUACCGCGUUAUACCCGGGGCCGGUGUAGGUUUAGGAUAUCGGUCACGCGCGUCGCCGCGGAUGCUCCCGGACAUCCAUCACGCGAUAGGCUCCACCAUCACACCGAAGGUCGUUGUGUACUUGUUUCGUACCCCUCUGUUGUACUGAUCCCCGCUGUUACUCCUCACUUGCUAUAUUGCCAUUCGUUGCGCAUCCAAGUCGGGAUGAUCGAUCUCACGGGAGCAAGCCUCUCGAAGACCACUUUAUCAUGUCAGGCCCAGUCUUUUUUCAAAUCUGCUGUACGCCGCUGUCAUGUACGAAAAGGAUGGUCCCGGCUGCUUGUUAAGAAUAAGAUGGGGAGCGAUAUCAUUCUCAG
This is a messenger RNA of Suillus clintonianus, 1116 nucleotides long. Its product is annotated as DNA polymerase delta, subunit 4-domain-containing protein. NCBI's taxonomy places the organism in Eukaryota, Fungi, Basidiomycota, Agaricomycetes, Boletales, Suillaceae. Gene Ontology annotation, molecular function: DNA-directed DNA polymerase activity. The transcript is spliced from 5 exons. Bases 81 to 731 code for a protein of 216 amino acids. The record is from RefSeq and is a predicted model, not a curated record. Gene Ontology annotation, biological process: DNA synthesis involved in DNA repair; DNA-templated DNA replication. Gene Ontology annotation, cellular component: delta DNA polymerase complex.